CGUGCUGAUUGGGCGCUCAGGUUGGCGAGUGAACGCCCUGCAGAUUAUGUCAGAUUGCGUGCGGGGAACCAAACCAGCCCAGCCUUUGAACUUCGCCGCUUUUGGCUCGUAUUCACGCUCUUCCGCUCAUUUCCAAACCAGGUGCUUGACGACGAACCUUCGGCGCGGGAGAGAGAGAGAGAGAGAGCGAGAGGGAAAGAGACAGAUAGACAGAGAGAGAGAGAGAGAGAGAGAGUGAGAGAGAGAGGGGGAGAGAGAGAGGGAAAGAGAGUGUGUCGCAGCAACAAAAAGAAAAUAAGACUUUUUUUUUACGACUCCUGCAAACUGACUGCGGAACAUUGCUUUCACCUUUGUGGAUUUCUUUACAUCUUACGUGUUUUUCCCUCCUCCCGUGUUUCCCGCUGCAGUCCUGAACGAGAUCUGUCACCGGACUUGAACGCGGCGCUGUGUUUUUCAAACUCUGGGAAAAGCAAAACCCCGGUUCGCUGGAUUCUUAUUCUUAUUAUUUGAUUCUAUUUCAUUUUUGCCGUCCCGCACCCCCUCCUCCUCCUCCUCCCUUUUCCCCAGACUCAGAACAUCCCCAGACGUGGCAUAACUGGUAGGUCUGGCAUCUGGACAGGUGAAUAGUUCCCCCCCUACCUCCCGGCAACAACUUUGUUUCCCCCCCCUCGUCGGUAACAUUGAGGAUAAAACAAGUCCACUUUUAUUUUUUUUUAUUUUUCUAAAAAGAUGUCGAAGCCUGCCGAUCACAUCAAGAGACCCAUGAACGCGUUCAUGGUCUGGUCCCGGGGCCAGCGGAGGAAAAUGGCUCAGGAGAACCCCAAAAUGCACAACUCUGAGAUCAGCAAAAGGCUCGGCGCCGAGUGGAAGCUGCUCUCCGAGUCCGAGAAGAGGCCGUACAUCGACGAGGCCAAGCGGCUGCGGGCUCAGCACAUGAAGGAGCACCCCGACUACAAGUACAGACCCCGGCGCAAGCCCAAGAACCUGCUGAAGAAGGACAGGUACGUCUUCCCUCUGCCUUACCUCGGCGACAGCGACCACCUGAAGGGACUCUCCGUCUCGGCCGCGGACUCCCUGCUGAGCCACUCGGAGAAAGCCCGGGCGUUCCUGCCGCCCACCUCCUCCCCGUACUCCUUCCUCGACCCGAGCCAGUUCAGCUCCAGCGCCAUCCAGAAGAUGACGGAGAUGCCGCACGCGCUGAGCGCCGGCGCGUUGCCCUACGCGUCCUCUUUGGGAUACCAGAACGGCGCGUUCGGCGCCCUCGGGUGCCCGAGUCAGCACACCCACACCCACCCGUCGCCCACGAACCCGGGCUACGUUGUCCCGUGCAACUGCACGGCCUGGUCAACGUCGAGUUUACAGCCCCCGGUAGCCUACAUACUUUUUCCAGGUAUGACCAAGAGUGGGAUAGACCCAUAUUCAUCCGCGCACGCCACCGCCAUGUAACCCUCAAGACUGUUUUCUUUUUCUUUUCUUUUUUUAAUUCACUUGAAUACUGAAAUGCAUGUAAAUAUAUUAUGGACAAAGCGCCCCGUUUAAAAAAGAGAGAGACGCCUGAACAGUAUUAAUUGCCUUGGACUUGUUAUGGCAAAAAAAGGAGGAGAAAAUCCCCCCCAAAACUUUUCCAGAAAUCCAACAAGUUCCCGACCGGAGCAAAAGAGCUUGGAUAUGGUGUACAGGACGGUGCCCUGUGAACUGUAAGAAAUGUAAAUGUUAUAACGUUUAUGGCAACCAGAAAUAAGGAGGCCUUUAACUUUAUUUAUUGUGUACAUUUCAAUGCCGAUAUGAUGACAUGUGUUGAUUUUUUGAUAUAGGAAACUCUUUUAUUUGGAAAAAAAAUUGGCUUGCACAAUUAGCGUUCUUAUUUCCUGUAUAGGCCGAGGUAGUCUACAUUUUGGCAAUCGUAAUUUCACAAUGUUAUAGGUUGUAAAAAUCAGGACCCACAGGCUGGAUUAUAUACGGGAAAUAUUGUUUGUAUUUAUCAAAAACUUGGCACAUGAAACUUGACGGUCAAUUUAAGAUGACACAAAAAAAAGAAGAAAUAAUCAUUUAAGUCCGAAUGUUUUCUUUUUCUUUUAUUUACCUGUGGUUCUGUGCUAAUAUAGUCUCACGCGUCAUUUCGUUUCUUUUGAUUUUUUAAGGAUAACUUCUAUUUGAAUUCAAGGAGUUACAUGUGUAUUAUCAUCUAAGAUGGUGAUUUUUAAAAACCUGUCAUGUUAUGGAGAGGAUAAUGUAUCUAGAAGGUUGAUACCUCCUGGUCUUUGUUUAAUUGCUGAGCAAAGGCAUUUCGAAUAAAGACAAUCUGUCUUCAACACUA
This is a messenger RNA of Pungitius pungitius (ninespine stickleback), 2317 nucleotides long. RefSeq names its product SRY-box transcription factor 14 (gene sox14). Gene Ontology annotation, biological process: cell differentiation; anatomical structure morphogenesis; regulation of DNA-templated transcription. Lineage: Eukaryota; Metazoa; Chordata; Actinopteri; Perciformes; Gasterosteidae. The transcript has a single exon. Gene Ontology annotation, molecular function: DNA-binding transcription factor activity, RNA polymerase II-specific; RNA polymerase II cis-regulatory region sequence-specific DNA binding. The coding region runs from base 730 to 1446 and encodes 238 amino acids. The record is from RefSeq and is a predicted model, not a curated record.